Molecule: messenger RNA, 8258 nt
Organism: Bombyx mori (domestic silkworm)
Lineage: Eukaryota; Metazoa; Arthropoda; Insecta; Lepidoptera; Bombycidae
Product: dystrobrevin beta
Exons: 21
Coding region: 362-2440 (692 amino acids)
Biological process (GO): synaptic signaling
Cellular component (GO): synapse; plasma membrane
Molecular function (GO): zinc ion binding
Source: RefSeq, a predicted model, not a curated record
GUAAAAUGAAACGUAACUAUGAUGGCAGGAGCUUGUCAUUUCGUUGAUUUCGAUACAUAAUUCCUUAAUUUAUUAGCUCUUAUGAAUUAUUAAAUUGUAAAGCAUUAAUAAUUAUUCUAAGUAGGAUUAAGAAUAGUGCAUGAUAUCUUUAUACUGAACACACAAAUUUUACUACGACUAACAUAAGUAAGUGAUUUACUCCCAAAGAAUAUUGCAAGAAAAAGCCAAGUUACUAAUAUUAUCUUUGAAUCGAUCUAUGAAACAAACCAGCGGUUCGUUGUGAAUAUAUUAUCGUUAUGUCAACAAAAUUAUGAGCUAACCGAUAAGCAAAGGUAUUAGCAGUAUUAAAACUCCUAUCAAGAUGUCUUUGGAUCGUGAAAGUAUAGGAGGUAUACCUCCAGUCACCAAUGUUGUUGCAGCCGCAGAUCCUCGCUCACAACUUCUACAAGAAAUGCGAGAACAAAACUUUGAUCUAAUCAGAUUUGCAUCAUACAGAACAGCUUGUAAACUGCGCUUUGUACAAAAGAAGUGCAACUUACAUGUCAUAGACAUAUGGAAUGUGAUAGAAGCAUUUCGUGAGAACGCACUCAACACAUUAGAGCCAACGGCCUGUGUAAACGUCACAAGAUUAGAAACUUUAGUGUCAUCUCUAUAUCAUAAUCUGAAUAAACGCUUACCGCCUGCACACCAAGUUUCAGUAGAAGCAUGCUCAGCGUUACUCUUAAACUGGCUAUUGUCAGCAUACAGUACUGGUGAGAAUGUGGGAAAAAUCAGAGUAUUCUCAAUUAAAGUGGCAUUAGCUACAAUGUGCGCCGGUAAACUAAUGGAUAAACUACGAUAUAUAUUUUCGCAAUUAUCAGAUGGUAAUGGUCAUUUAUUGAUGAAGAGACUGUCUGACUAUCUACGUGAAGUACUGGCCUUGCCUGCAGCUGUGUAUGAGUCACCAUCGUUUAGUUAUAAUGAUACAUUGGCACUAACUAUUUUUAAUCAGAAUGGAAAGAUAACAGUGAAUGACUUCCUAGACACAUUAAUGUCUGAUCCUGGUCCUCCAUGCCUGGUCUGGCUACCAUUAUUGCAUCGCCUUGCCAGUGUUGAAAAUGUGGUGCACCCGAUGUCGUGCAGCGCGUGCCGGCGCGGCUCGCUCACCGGCUUCCGGUACCGCUGCACGCGCUGCGCCAGCUGCACGCUCUGCCAGGACUGCUUCUGGCGGGGCCGCCCGGCGCCGCCGCACGCCGACGACCACGAGGUCAAGGAGUACGCCUCAUACAAAUCGCCGUCGAAGCAGAUCGGCGCUACGUUACGGAAGUCGUUCCGCUGCGUUCCCGAACGGGCCCGAGCCCAGCUGCCGCGGUACCCCGACCAACCGGAGAGGACGCUCAACCUCAGCCAUAUUGUGCCUCCGUCCCCAGUGCCGGCCCACAACGGCUUCCCGGAGUACGUGGGUGGCUACGUCAACACGGGCUCUUUGGAUUCGCGUUCGUCCCGAUCCACACAUCGCAGUAUAGCAGAGCAUCUAUCGCGUGGAGUGGACGACGAGCACCGCCUCAUAGCGCGGUACGCGGCUAGACUGGCCCAGGAAAACCGGACUAUGCCUCGUGCUGGAAGAUCAGCCUCCUUGACCCCUGAGUUGGGUCGUUCGUCGUCCGAAGGUUCGGAAGUGGACGCGGCUCGACAACAGCGCGAGCUCAUCUCACAGCUGGAGGCUAAGAAUCGAGAAAUUAUGAGGGAAAUAGCGAGACUCAGACGCCAACAGGAAGCCGAAGCCGGUGCUGGUUCGACGUCGGCCCCGCCGCUGGUGUCGGAGCUGAGAGCCCUCAGACAACGGAAGGACGAACUCGAAGGACAUCUCUCCUCGCUUCAGGACUCCAGGAAACACCUAAUGCAGCAGCUCGAGGGACUCAUGAGGAUGCUGAAGACACAACAAUCAUCACCGCGUUCGACGCCCAAUUCGUCUCCUAGAUCCACCAAAAGUCCACCUUUGCCGGGAGCUCAAACUCAACCAUCUGCACCGGAAAGAGACACGAGCGGCCGCGGCAAUGUGAGAAGCGCGCCGCAAACGCCAUCUCUCGGCGAGAGAGAGCGGAUCGACAUGACGCACAGUCUCGGUAGGCGGUCCGCUAGUUAUAUACAGGGUGCAAUGGAGAGCAUGUCCAAUGAAACGAGAUGUUUCCCUCAGAACCAAAGGCCUACGACAAUGGGCAUAGACAAUCGUAGUCUAAGGAGCGACCUUCUGUACGCUGCGGAUUCUGUGACGAACGCCAUGUCCACUCUGGUCAGAGAACUCAAUUCAGAGGGCUCAGACACCGAAGAUACGGUUAAAGGCGAUUCGAGAAAGCAAAGAGAUUUUGAAGAGGACGACGAUAGCGACGAGCCAAUGCCUAGACCUCAACCGCCGAGACACUAUCUACACGAUACUAAUGUACAAAGCAUAAGCACCUAGUCACGAAACGUAUUUUGCAAUUAUUUUUUGAGGAUACGCCUCCUCCGCUGCCGGCUCGCACGGGACAUUACUAUCCUCGGACAUAACCGCACGUACUCGAACCUACUAAGCACUAUGUACUAUAUGACUAUUAUAUACUUAACUAGUUUUAAUAUAUAAAUACUAUAUACUGCAGAAGUACCGACCCUCAAAAAAUCACGAACACUAGCGCCAUCUAUGUAUCGCGGAGUAAAUAUUAAUAGUUUGAACGAUUAAUUAUUAAAGAUAAAAUUAAUUCGUUUUCUCCUAUUAUGUGUAAUAAAUAAAUAUAUAUUUUGUGUUGUAGUCUGUGUAUGUCCAAUGAGAAUGACUGCGCAUAUUUUGUUUUGUUGGUUCGAUGAUUUUUUCAUAAUAGAUGUCGUUGUAUUAGAGUUAAUCCCCUGUAUUCGUCGCUGUAUAAAAAAUAAAAUGAAGAUAGUAUACGCGAAAUUAAAAGAUGCGUUCUCAUAUACCGACUUAAAAUAAAAUUUAGUUAUGUGAGCUCAGAUUGGAACUAAUGUCCGUGAUGUACAUUUGAGAACAAAAAUUUGGUAUAUUUUGUGCAUCUCUAUAAGGAAAAUAUUAAUGCAAAAAAAAAAACUAUUUUCUCGUAAUAAUAUUAAAACCGACCGACUCAACUGAAGUGUAAUUAUUGAAAAAUUUUUAAAUUUAUUCUAUUUGAAAAAUUCAUUAUCAUUAAAAAUAUAUAUGUAUACAUAUUUCGAAGAUAGCUUUAUGUUAUUUGUUUUCUGUAAAUAUGAGUACUUAAGCUGGUACAGGCAACUUAUCUAACUACUCGUCUUCUAAUGUACUUAAUCUACGUUCAAGUUGCGUUGCUGCCCCUGGUCCACUGCUCCAAAUCAACUUGCGUCAGUUUAGGCAGUGCUUCAAUACGAAAUACAUUUGUUGUACCAUACAUAGUUUUAGAAUCGUCAAAUUAAUCUGUUAGGCUAGCAAAUGCACUAUUAGAUUCCUUUGAUACUGUUUUUUGAGUGAUGUGAUUGAUUUAAUUAAUGUUUAGAAGUCAGAAAAAAAUUGAUGUCGAUAUAAACAUUGUUUGAAAAAAAAAAAACAUUUUUAAAUGUGAGUAAAAUUAAUAACCAGUCUACAUAAUUUUAGACCCCCUAUAGUACAUUAUUUUUUAUGUUUAAACAUUAUGAUUACGUAUUUAUUUUGAUUUAAUUGCGGUAUGUGUUUGAAGAGCAUAUAACAAAUACUACUAAAGUACUAAUAAAGGAUAGAAGUGAAAAAAUAAUAUUUUCAUGAAUAUUUUAUAGUAAAGAAAUUGGUUUCUGAUACUAAACUACUGCUGCAAUUGGCAGCUUUGCAAUAUACAAAGAGAGAAGCUUUAAUUUGAAAGAAUGGAAACAUUUACUUAGUGUUUGCUUUAUGUGUUUGGUAAGUCUAUAGGAAUACGCCGUGUCUACAUUUUCGAUUGCAGACCAGUUAGGGUUGUCACAUCACGUUUUUAAUACAAUCAUAUGUAAUUUUAAAAAAUAUUCAAAAAUUAUGUCUUUCACUCUUAGGUUGGAAUGUUCAAAAACUAAUUUAUAAACUGAAUGUCUGUGAGAGAGAUUGUGCUCCUCCGGGCUCCGCUUUUGAUAGUGAGAAGACAUUUUUUUUUAAUCAUAAUUUUACAAAUGUAUUUCUAUUUAUUUAUCUAUUCCUUCAUAUCAGUAUAUUUACAUACUUCUUGUUUCGUCUUCCAUUGGUCAAUUCCUUCCAUUUUAUGUACAAAUAAGUCAAUUUAAACUUCCCUUCCAAUGCAAUUAUAUUAAAAUUCGGUUCGUUUAAAAUACGAGAGGAUUGGUUGUAAUAUUUUAAAUCUUUUUACUUAUUCUGAAUUCAAUGCGUACGAUUGCAGUCACUUUGAUUAAUAAAUUUCCGAUUUUAUGCAAUCAAAGAAUGAAUAAUGAAUAUCCCGUAACCUUAAAAAAAAAAAAAAAAUUGGCCUGCGGUACAACCCUGUUAGGCUCUACAAGUUUUUAUUUUAUUUAUUUACUUGAUACGUAUGUACUUAAAUGUUAUACUCCGUUAUAUAAAAAUAAAUCUUUUGAUUUAAUUUUAUAAUUUUACACAUGUAUGGUUUUUCAAAAAGCUUUAUUCAAAAGUUUUUGAAAUAAAGUACUUAGGUAACGUUAUUACCUUUUAAACCUAUUAAAUAAAAUAUAUAUUUGGUAUAUAUAUUAUAUUUUUAAGAAUGAAUAGCUAAAACUCAACGAACUUUGUUUGACGUCUGGAAUACAGAACAUUUAAAAUCGCAAUGUAGAUAUUUGCUAACACUAAUGUAAGCUCAAAUUUUGAAUACCAAAUUUUUUACAUUACAAAAACAUCACUAAAAAUUAAUUAAAGACUGAGGAUUUGUUUUUUUUUUGACAUUGACCACCGACCGUGGAAACCAAAUUAACGCAACCAAAUCAAAUUACUUUUAUUAUUAUUAUAUUAUAAUUAUUUUUUGAAAAUUUAAUUUAAGUUCACACGAAAAUCGAUACUCCCCGAUGUAAAAAAUGAUUCAAAUAAAAUCGAUGCUUAAAAUCGAAAUGUUUCAUAGACAGCCUAACCAAUAUCGGUACGUCUCUGGUGACACAAAAUUAUUGUAUAAGAAAAGUUAAUUACAUAGUCGCUUAUAUAUAUAAAAAAAUUAUUGGAGUUAUUUUGGAAAAAAAAUUGAGAAAACUAAUUCACCUUUUAAAGGUUUACAAUUUGCAUAUCACAUUGAACCGCCAUAAAUAAAACUAAAUAAAGUAAAAAAUAUUUUAAUAAUUUUGAAGACAAUGCAACAUAACAUGAAAUGCAUUAUGCCUGAACUAAACCGUGAGCUAAGAGAUAUUCACGGAAAACAGUCUUUGUUAUUUGAACCGUAUUCCUAUACUGUUAGAUGCGCUUUUGCAUACCUAACCUGUUCGGCAUUACCUCGUUUUAUUUUUGACACUUGAAAUAAAAUGGCUGCCGUAUUUUGCACCUUUUUUUUUCAACUUUCGAAUGUACAUAUAAACGUACAUUGCAAUAUUAGUGCAAUAUUGUUAAAAUGAUUGGAAUUUAGAGAUUGUCUUGCCUAUUUGUGAUGAUUUUUAUUUGUUAAGUUAACACGAAGAUCUGUUGUGUUCUUGGUAACGGAUGGUUUUUUUUUUUGGUUUUUUUUUGUACUUUUAGGUUAUGUUCCAAAGCGUUCUAGAAUUUAUUUAGUUUGUAAUUUGUUUUUUUUUUUAUAAAUGGUGUAUACAGUUUAUGAGUAAACAUGUUCAAACAUAAAAUUACAAAAAACAUAAAAUUAUUUAUGUAUUUUAAAUAGGUAUAUAUUUUUAAAAUUGAAAUUUUUAUAUUGCUGUUCUUAUAUGAGUCGACUAUUAUCAAAGCCGGCAAUGUGACUUUUGGACAAUUAUUGGUAAAUCAGAAAAACGAAUUAUUGACUUUGUAUUCCAUUGGCAGUCACAAAACUCUUCUGAUCGACAUCUUAGAUAAAUAACAGGUUAAGUAUUAACCUUUAUUUAAUGCAGGUUUUGAACCGUAUUCUUUGAAGGAGACGAUUAUAUUCAAAUCAAUCUGUAUCGACAUAUCAAUAAAAAAAUUUUGUCCAAAUGCACAGAUUGCCACCUUUGAUAAUAGACGACUCAUAUAUGAAUAAUUGUUGAUCGAAGAAAACGAGUUUUAUGGACAUGUUUUAUUGUGUUUACGUCUAAAACUAUUUAAUCUACAUUUUUUACCUAAUCUGUGCUCGUUCUGAACUGUGUACGCCAAAAUUUUUGUAUUUAAGUAUAUUUUGCUUAAAUAUGAUAUAUAUAUGAUAAUGAUAAUAUUUUCACAAAACUAGAUAGAAACCUCGUGAUACUAAUGCAAAGUUUACAACUAACUGUAAUAUUUAAUAUGUAAACAACAUAAUUAAUUUUACUUUGAUCAGUAAUUUGAACUAUACUGAAAAGUACUUACUUGUUUUUGGAUUAUAUUCCAUCAAUUUAUACCUAUUGCUUUUUCUUCUACAAAAAAUUUAGGGUCUGCGUUUAAUGUGAUACAUGUCAUGUCAUGAGUAGUUAUUAGAGAAAAUAAAUACCUAAUGAACGUUUGUUAUGUAUACAUGCUUUCAGAAAAUGUUCCGAAGCUCUAAGUGAUAAUGGAUAUUGGUUCCGAUUUAAAAUUAUGAUAAAUGAGUAUUAUGCGAAUUGCAGUCACCAAUUUUCUGGUUGUUUUUUCAGUUUUUUUCUAUUUAUUGCUUAGAUGGGUGGACGAGCUCACAGCCCACCUGGUGUUAAGUGGUUACUGGAGCCCAUAGGGAGCCACCCACCUUGAGAUGUUUUCUAAGGUCUCAGUAUAGUUACAACGGCUGCUCAACCCUUCAAACCGAAACGCAUUACCGUUUCACGGCUGAAAUUGGCAGAGUGGUGGUACCUACCCGUGCGGACUCACAAGAUGUCUUACCACCAGUUUGUAUUUACUUACCUACUUUUAUUUUAGGCAACAGUUUCAAGAAGCUAGUUAUAAUUCCGUUGUAGUAACUAAUGGGAGGCUUUGUUUCGAAGUUUCUUCAAGUACACAUCGAUCCUGAAUGACAAUUUUUAUCUUAUUAAAUUAAAUAUUAAAUGCAAUAAUACUUAAUAUGAGCCCGAACUACAUAAAAGACCAUGUGAUGUCACGUUAAAUUACUGAUCAAAUUACCAGUACAUACAUACAUUGUUACUCUUUAAUUAUAUAUAAAAAACCACUUACUAAAUUUAUUAUAGGCUUAUAAAUACGUACAUAAUCUUUUAUACUAUAGAUUUUAUAGAUUAAGACGUUUAGAUUAUUAUAUGUCUUAGAUUUUAAUUAAAUAGAGGAGUGAUCUUUGUUUUAGUGAUGCGCCAGUAAAAUUGUUUUCGUCAAUCGUAUAUAUUUUUGGGGAAUUAAAUAAAAUAAUUUAUAAUUUAUCAGUACUGUAACGAGUAUUAUAACUAUGUUGUGGUAAGUAGAAGGUGUUUUUCAUUCGGUAAUUUAUUUAAUCACUCCUCAGAUUUAAAUAUUCAAUUGAGUUGUAAAGAGAGCACAAUUAAUGUCUUUCAAAACACAUUUUCUAAAUUGUAAUUGUGUACGUCUUCUGGUGAAAAAAAAAACUUCCAUAUUUGUGCGUUAAGAUCACACUUGUAAGUAAGUACCUAUGUAAAGAAUAUUUUACAUUCUAAUAUUAUAUAAAUUUCUGGACUGAUUCUGAAAGAUUGUCUGAUCUGUAGAAGUCAUAUUGAAUGAUACUUUUAGAUUGGUUAUAUUGUCUAUCCUUCUAACUUGAAUGAAGAUAAUCCAUGAUUGAUAUGUUAAUGACAUGGCCAUUUUGCUAUGUCAAAUGAAAAGAAAAACUAUAUAAAUAUUUAUAGAGAAGUUUUAUGUAAAAACAUCAAGAAACUAUAAAGUAAGAUGGCGUUAUUAUUCCAUAAACGUUUUGAAUUUUAAAAUUUACAUUUAUUAGUUAAAGAAUGUUUACAUACUUAAAGUUUUAUUGAUUUAUUUAACUAAUUAAUUCAGUAUACUACUCGCAAUAUAGUCCCUGAAGUCACACUAGCGCCAUCUUCACUUAUUCAAUUGCAGUUUAAUAUUUUGAGAUACAACUUUUCUAUUUGAACCACCUCAAAAAUGACUCUCAUCUACCUUUCAUCCUUAGUAGGUACAUAUUAGGAUACUAAAAAUACAUCCUAAAUAUGAAACGCACUAUAGAAAAAUGUUAAUGUUUGAUUAUAAUCGAGUGAGACAAUCUUUCAUACUUAAAUCGUAUAAGUACUUAUAUAUUUAUAUAUUUAAGAAUAUUGUCAUUAAAAUGUAAACAUUCCAUUGCUUGUGA